AAUUUACAAUGCUAUAAACACGCGCGAAUGCCCUCACUAUCACCACACGCGCCACUUCUCUUUGUCUCAACAACUGAAACGUCAUGAGUCCCACAUCGACCACGUCUAGCACCACCGGUUCAUGGCUUGUGCAAGGCCUACUCUCCGGGGCAGCCAUAGUGGCGGCGGCUGGAGCUUACGCGGUGAUAUCCACGCGCCGAACCGCAAAGUAUCGGAGCCGGGUUGUUGGUAUCAUACCAGCUCGUUUUGCUUCUUCACGAUUUCAAGGGAAACCUCUGAUUCCAAUCCUCGGAAAGCCCAUGAUUCAGAGAACAUGGGAAAGAGCAAAACUUGCAACCACAUUAGACAAACUUGUUGUGGCCACCGAUGAUGAGAGGAUAGCAGAAAUCUGUCUGGGAUUUGGAGCUGAUGUGAUAAUGACGUCAGAAUCUUGCCAAAAUGGAACUGAACGCUGCAACGAGGCAAUUCAAAAGCUUCGAAAGAAAUUUGACAUUGUUGUUAACAUUCAAGGAGAUGAGCCCCUUAUAGAGCCUGAGAUAAUAGAUGGGGUUGUCAAAGCUCUGCAGGCAGCUCCAGAUGCUGUAUUCAGCACUGCAGUUACAUCUUUGAAACCCGAAGACGCAUCUGAUCCAAAUCGAGUGAAAUGUGUGGUGGACACUCAUGGAUAUGCAAUCUAUUUUUCAAGGGGUCUGAUCCCGUGUAACAAGUCAGGGAAGGCCAAUCCACACUUUCCAUAUUUGCUUCAUCUUGGUAUCCAGAGCUAUGAUACACAGUUUUUAAAGAUAUAUCCAGAUCUUCCACCUACUACAUUGCAGCUAGAAGAAGAUUUAGAGCAGCUUAAAGUCCUUGAGAAUGGCUAUAAGAUGAAGGUGAUCAAGGUUGACCAUGAUGCCCAUGGUGUCGACAUUCCAGAAGAUGUCAAGAAGAUAGAAUUGUUGAUGCGGGAAAGAAAUUUGUCUUAGUUCUCAACAGAAUAGAAGAAAAAGAGAGAACCCUUUUCUUACUUCAUUUAUAAUGGGAACUAGCAUGAUCUAGAAGUUCUUGCAGUAAAUUUAAAGUUUGGACUUCUGUUUCCUCUUGCCAUCAUUUUGUUUCCUUGUUUUGAGUCAAGCCUAUUUGUGCUAGUUUUCUGCUGUAAAUUAUAUUAAGCCAAGUACUAGAUGUAAUUUUCAAGUUACAUGUAUAAUCUAGCUAUCCAACCAAUUUGGACCAGUAGCCCCUUAUCCAGUCUUUUCACCGGCUUACUGUCCAUCUGGGUUUAACAACAAUGUGUGUGGUGUGGGCAUUACUUGCAAAUUUGAUUAAUGAGAUCUUGUUUCUUUAAUGACAAA
Quercus robur (English oak) is the source of this 1331-nucleotide messenger RNA. RefSeq names its product 3-deoxy-manno-octulosonate cytidylyltransferase, mitochondrial-like. The transcript has 8 exons. Gene Ontology annotation, cellular component: cytosol. Gene Ontology annotation, molecular function: 3-deoxy-manno-octulosonate cytidylyltransferase activity. Bases 84 to 962 code for a protein of 292 amino acids. NCBI's taxonomy places the organism in Eukaryota, Viridiplantae, Streptophyta, Magnoliopsida, Fagales, Fagaceae. The record is from RefSeq and is a predicted model, not a curated record.